AUGACGUAUACUGAGUUAUAUCCCUCUCUAUUGCAAAAGGGGUUAGUGGUUCCUAGACCUUUGGGUCCACCUCCUGAUCCUUUUCCUCCAUGGUAUAACCCAAAUGCUCAUUGCCCUUUCCAUGAGGGUGCACCUGGGCAUGAUUUAGAAGGAUGUUAUGCUUUGAAGCAUAUAGUGCGAGAAUUGGUGGAAAAUAAGAUUCUUUCAUUCAAAGACUUGGGGCCUAAUGUCAAGAAAGCAUCGGAUGGUGAUGUGAUCAAAGAUGUUGCAAAUAUCAAGACUCAUUUGCUAGCGUUCCAUGCGAGACUAGUAGAAGCUGGUUUAGUUAGUGCUUGUCAUAAAGAUUGUGAAGAAUUUGCCAUUCAUCCAGGAGGGUGUGAGAUGGUACGAAAAGAUGUCCAAGACUUGAUGAACCAAGGAGUGUUACAAGUUAGUAGCCUCGUGAGAAAAGAUGAAGUAGUUGUAAUUGAGCCAUUUUUCAAUUUACCAGAGCCAGUUGAGAUAACCUAUAGAAGAAAAGAUAUUGUUCAGUCGGUUAUUCACUCAUCACUCGUGGUUAUUUGCAUGCCUGGUCCUUUCCCCUAUGAAAGUACUAAGGCAGUACCAUGGAAAUAUGAUAUAACUGUCAUUGACAAAGAGUCUGAAGAGGUUAGACGAGAGGAAAGUUUGAAGGUUGAUGGUGCCAAUGUUACAAACAUCGCAGGGACGAGCCAAAUGACUCGCAGUGGGCGGAUUUACACUCCCCAGUUUAAUGUGGCCUCUCAAGCACCAAACAAAGAAACUACAAUUGCAGUCCCUGUUAGGGGGCAAAAUAUGGUUCAAUCCAAUGAAGAUGCUGAAUUUUUGAAGAUCAUUAAAAAGAGUGAUUACAAAGUAGUUGAUCAGUUGCACCAGACGCCAUCAAAAAUGUCCAUUUUAUCCUUGCUUAUGUGUUCCCCAACUCAUAGGAAUGCAUUAUUAAAAGUGCUAGCACAAGCCCACGUCACUCAAGAUAUAACGGUUGGUCAGUUUGAUGGAGUGGUUGCCAAUAUCACAUCUUGCAACACCCUGAGUUUCAAUGGUGGAGAGUUGUCAAAGGAAGGACAAAAUCACAAUAGCGCCUUGCAUGUGUCAGUGAAGUGCCAAGAGGAUACUCUAGCAAGAGUUUUAGUGGAUACAGGGUCCUCCCUCAAUGUUCUACCAAAGAGGACACUUGCCAAAUUAGAUUUUCAAGGAUUAAAAAUGAGGCCAAGUGCACUAAUUGUUAAAGCAUUUGAUGGGUCCCGGAGGAUUGUGAUUGGUGAAGUGAAGUUACCAAUUUUGAUUGGUCCACAUGUAUUUAACAUAACUUUCCAGGUCAUGGAUAUCAACCUUGCCUAUAAUUUCCUAUUGGGGAGACCUUGGAUACAUGCCGUUGGGGCAGUAACCUCCAAUUUACAUCAGAAAAUGAAGUUUGUCAUCAAUAAUAAGCUUGUAAUCAUCUCUGGUGAAGAAGAUCUCAUGGUUAGCCACCUUUCCUCCUUUCGUUACAUCGAGGCUGAUGAAGAUGCCUUGGAAACUUCUUUCCAAGCUCUGGAGAUAGCCAAUACCACUUUUGUGGAAGUGAAGGAGUCUGUGGAGAAAGUCAUCCCGUCAUUUGCAUCUGUUAAAAGGACAAAGACAACUAUUGAGAAUGAGAGUCCUGAAGGUUGGGGACAAGUUAUUGACAUUAGCAUGAAGAAAGGCUAUGUCUAUGGAGAUCAAGUCAACACAGUUAAAGAAGACACUGAAGAUGAAGACAUAACAAAUUUGGUGUAUCAGUGUGAAGUAACUUUGACCAAUUGGGAAGCAAUUGAGAUUCCUGAAGUCAUUCCUAUAUCAAAGUAA
Molecule: messenger RNA, 1845 nt
Organism: Lathyrus oleraceus (garden pea)
Lineage: Eukaryota; Viridiplantae; Streptophyta; Magnoliopsida; Fabales; Fabaceae
Exons: 3
Coding region: 1-1845 (614 amino acids)
Biological process (GO): proteolysis
Molecular function (GO): aspartic-type endopeptidase activity
Source: RefSeq, a predicted model, not a curated record